Messenger RNA from Ipomoea triloba (trilobed morning glory), 959 nucleotides. Its product is annotated as (+)-neomenthol dehydrogenase. The transcript is spliced from 4 exons. The record is from RefSeq and is a predicted model, not a curated record. Gene Ontology annotation, molecular function: oxidoreductase activity. The coding region runs from base 32 to 925 and encodes 297 amino acids. NCBI's taxonomy places the organism in Eukaryota, Viridiplantae, Streptophyta, Magnoliopsida, Solanales, Convolvulaceae. Gene Ontology annotation, cellular component: membrane.
UUCUCAUAACACACCAUUUUUUCCGGUGGCCAUGGCGUCAAUUCUCUCACAAUACUCUUCUCCCGCCCUCCCCAAAACCAGGUGGUGGUCGGAGGAGACGGUGGCGAUAGUGACCGGAGCGAACAAGGGCAUCGGGUUUGCUCUGGUGAAGCGGCUGGCGGAGCUGGGUUUAACGGUGGUUCUGACGGCCAGAGAUAAUGCAAGAGGCCUUGAGGCGGCGGAGCGGCUGAGGAGAUUAGGGCUCCGUGUUUGGUUCCACCGCCUUGAUGUUUCAGACCGCCACUCCAUCGGAGACUUUGCUUCCUGGUUUCGCUGCACUUUCUCCGCCUUGGAUAUACUGGUAAAUAACGCGGCGGUGUCGUUCAACGAGAUCGAGCAGAACUCGGUGGAGCAUGCAGAGACGGUGAUAGCCACCAAUUACUACGGCCCAAAACUGCUCAUCGCCGCCCUUCUCCCCAUGUUUCGCUGCUCCUCUUCCACCGCCCGAAUACUUAACAUCAGCUCCAGGCUCGGCCAAUUCAACAAGCUUCAAAACCCAAAACUAAGAGAAGAACUAGAAGAUGAAGAAAAGCUAAGAGAGGAGAAAAUAGAGGAGAUGGUGAAAUCGUUUCUUGGGGACGUGAAAAAUGGGUCGUGGAAAGCGAAUGGGUGGCCGGAAGUGUGGACGGACUACGCCGUCUCAAAGCUUGCCCUCAACGCCUACUCUAAGGUUUUGGCUCGCCGUUACCGAGGCCGUGGAUUAAGCGUCAACUGCUUCUGUCCCGGAUUCACGCAGACCUCCAUGACCGGCGGCAAGGGGAAACACACGCCGGAAGCCGCGGCGGAGAUCGGGGCCAAGCUCGCCUUGCUUCCCGCCGAUCAACUCCCCUCCGGCAUUUUCUUUGCAAGCUCUACUACUUCUGCUUCCGCUUUCUCCAAAUUGUAAAACUACCCAAUUGAAUAUUAUAAUAUAUAUUCAU